AAUCUUGACGAGGGAGGGAAACUUCCGUUACAUACACUUCAGCACGUCCAUUGUAGAACGCGAUUGUUGUGAAUUCAUCGGCAGGUUUGUUUUAAACCGCGAAAAAAGUUGUUGCGCCCGUCGAGUUUCAUCUUAAGCCGCGCCGCAGUCGUUCGAGACUGCUGUCAUAUGCGAAACGUGGACUCUCUUCGGAAUAUCCAGUCCACCUUGCGCUUGUGCUAACUAGCCGUAGCUAGCACACGUUAGCUGGCCGCGGUUGGGUUGGUCGAAUGGCGACAGACGGGAGCAUGUUUUCGACUCGCUUUGGAGGAUUUUGCCUUUAAAUACGCCACACUUGAGGGGGGGCAGUGCAAGCCCAACCCGCUCGUUAUCUCGACGGACUUGGGCUCUCGGAAGGGAUUUUGUGGUGUGAGUUACAUUGUUUUGUUGGCGAAUUCCGCAAGGAGUGGCCCCCUCCAGGAUGAAUGGCUUCAGUACCGAGGAGGACAGCCACGACGGGCCGCCCGCGCCGCCCCUCUACGGCCAGAGCUGCUGCCUGAUCGAGGACGGCGAGCGCUGCGGCCGCUCGGCCGGCAAUGCCUCCUUCAGCAAGCGGAUCCAGAAGAGCAUUUCGCAGAAGAAACUCAAGCUGGACAUCGACAAGAGCGUGCGCCACUUGUACAUCUGUGACUUCCACAAGAAUUUCAUCCAGAGCGUGCGCAACAAGAGGAAGAGGAAGACGAGCGACGAUGGCGGCGAGUCCCCGGAUCAUGACGUGGAGGUGCCAGAGGUGGACCUGUUCCAGCUGCAGGUGAACACGUUGCGACGCUACAAGCGACACUACAAGCUGCAGACCAGGCCAGGCCUCAACAAGGCCCAGCUGGCAGAGACGGUGAGCCGUCACUUCAGGAACAUUCCGGUGAACGAGAAGGAAACGCUGACCUACUUUAUUUACAUGGUGAAAAGCAGCAAGAGCCGCUUGGACCAGAAGGGUGACGGCAGCAGCAAACCACUCGACUGAAACAAAACAACAAAAACACACACGCAGACAGGGGGAAAAAAAAAACACAAGCGAUGAACACGACCAGACAUGGCGAAACAACCAAAAACUGGAUCCUCAAUUCAAGUGCAUCCCAGGAGGACUUUUUUUUUUUUUUGAGUCGCAGCCAUCCAUGGGCCAUCGUUCCGUUCGCCCGAAUGGUUGUGACUCUAGGACCAGGAUGCAAUUUUGACCGGACAUGUGUCAACUGUCCACCAUGACAGAAAAAGGCUCACUCUCCCGCCGACAGAAUGUCCCCUUUAACCUCGUCAGGAAAGACAACGUCAUGUACUUAAAAGACAGAGAAAAAAAAA
This is a messenger RNA of Hippocampus comes (tiger tail seahorse), 1332 nucleotides long. RefSeq names its product sap30-like (gene sap30l). Gene Ontology annotation, molecular function: protein binding; transcription coregulator activity. The record is from RefSeq and is a predicted model, not a curated record. NCBI's taxonomy places the organism in Eukaryota, Metazoa, Chordata, Actinopteri, Syngnathiformes, Syngnathidae. Gene Ontology annotation, cellular component: histone deacetylase complex. The transcript is spliced from 4 exons. Gene Ontology annotation, biological process: regulation of DNA-templated transcription. Bases 461 to 1000 code for a protein of 179 amino acids.